Molecule: messenger RNA, 1371 nt
Organism: Malus domestica (apple)
Lineage: Eukaryota; Viridiplantae; Streptophyta; Magnoliopsida; Rosales; Rosaceae
Product: 1-aminocyclopropane-1-carboxylate synthase 8
Biological process (GO): amino acid metabolic process; biosynthetic process
Molecular function (GO): pyridoxal phosphate binding; transaminase activity; 1-aminocyclopropane-1-carboxylate synthase activity
Source: RefSeq, a predicted model, not a curated record
AUGGCUGUAUUGAAAAUGUUGUCAAAGAAAGCAAGUUCCGACUCUCAUGGCCAAGACUCAUCCUACUUCCAAGGGUGGAUAGAAUACGAAAAGAAUCCUUAUGACCAAGAUAAAAAUCCAAAUGGCAUCAUUCAGAUGGGACUUGCAGAGAAUCAGCUCUCCUUUGACCUUGUUGAGUCAUGGCUUGAAAGCAAUCCACAUGCACUGGAGCUGAAAAGAAAUGAAGAAUCCGUUUUCAGAGAGUUGGCUCUCUUUCAAGACUACAACGGCUUCCCUGCUUUCAAGAAUGCGUUGGUUGAGUUCUUGGCGGAAAUGAGAGGAAACAAAGUAAAAUUUGAUCCGAACAAGAUUGUGCUCACCGCGGGUUCAACUCCUGCCAAUGAGACCUUUAUGUUUUGCCUUGCCGAUCCUGGUGAAGCCUUCCUCAUCCCCACUCCAUACUACCCAGGGUUUGAUAGAGAUCUCAACUGGCGUACCGGAGUUGAAAUCGUUCCAAUACAUUGCACAAGUGCAAGUGGAUUCAGAAUCACUGAAUCUGCAUUGGAGGAGGCCUACCAACGUGCCCAAAAAGUUAAAGGAGCAUUGUUCACAAAUCCUUCAAACCCCUUAGGCACAACAGUGAAUCGACUUGAGCUCAACCACAUCAUCGAUUUCACCAUUGCAAAAGAAAUACACAUAGUAAGCGAUGAAAUAUACUCGGGAACAGCUUUCAACUACCCCAGUUUCCUAAGCAUCGCAGAAGCUCUAACUGAAAGAAACCUAGAAGAGGCCGAAAUAUGGAAUGGAUGUCACAUUGUGUACAGCCUCUCUAAGGAUUUUGGCUUACCGGGUUUCCGAGUAGGCAUGCUUUACUCCAACAACCUAACAGUUGUGUCCGCAGCCACGAAGAUGCCAAGCUGUGGACUUAUCUCCUCACAAACUCAAUACAUGCUUUCCGAGAUGCUGAAAGACAAGAAAUUCAGAACCAAUUACAUGGAGGGGAAUCAAAAGAGGCUUAAAGAGAGAAAGGAGAUGCUUGUCUGUGGGCUCAAAGGGGCAGGGAUUAGGUGUUUGGAAAGCAAUGCUGGGUUAUUUUGCUGGGUGGACAUGAGGCACCUGAGGUCCAACACUUUUGAAGCUGAAAAGGAGCUUUUUUUUAGAGUGGUUUGUGAAUUCGGGUUGAAUAUCUCUCCCGGGGCUUCAUGUCAUUGCUCUGAACCCGGUUGGUUUAGAGCGUGCUUCGCAAACAUGUCUGAAGAAACACUGACGGUCGCAAUGCAACGAGUCCAUUCCCUUGUGGACUCCAGUACCAUUGUUCAUAAGCAGUUAGUAAUGACUAAACCCAGGUGCUUAAAGAACAAGUGGAGGCUUCAUACGAUGGUAAGAGAUUAA